Molecule: messenger RNA, 1654 nt
Organism: Macroventuria anomochaeta
Lineage: Eukaryota; Fungi; Ascomycota; Dothideomycetes; Pleosporales; Didymellaceae
Exons: 4
Coding region: 133-1458 (441 amino acids)
Source: RefSeq, a predicted model, not a curated record
CGAAGCCCCUGGACCCUCUGCUUUUGCGCACAAAAGGUGCCUGCAAACUCUCUCCUGUCGAAAUGCCAGCGUCGACGAGGCCCUCGCCACAGCACCACAGCCAGGCUUCGGCACGGUGAUACCAGCCUUACGAUGUCUGUAGUCAGCAAAUCUGACGACCGGAUGGACUAUGGUAUCCCGAAGCUGUCUCAAGAGGACAAAAUUACCACCUAUCCCAUCGACUGGACACCGCCAGUAGACAUUCACUUGGAUUCCUUGCAAAAUGAUGCGUGUUUUACGCACCAGACUCGCUCUGGGCCGCUCACUACCGAAGAACGAAUCCAAGGCGCUAUUCACCGUCUUUCUGCCAUCAAAGAAGCACAGCCGGACAAACCAGACUCAUUGAGUUCUUCAUCGAGUGCUAGCACUGCUGGGGAAUGGAGUACGCCGCCUACACCAACUACGUCACCUUCUUUUCCCCAACAAUUCUCAACGACUCUGCCUUUCUAUAAUCCAGUCCCGUACACUCCGCCACGUGUGUCACAACGCGGUGUAGGGGCACAACCACGAACAACUAACCCCAAGCUAGCAAAAGUUCGGCCAAGCUAUCGGGCAUCUGCUUUGCGGUCAGAGGUCCGCUACGAUUCGAUAACGCAACUUGAUGGUACCCCCGAAUCUUCAGCUCAGGACCCAUCUAGGGCGGAAGACUCGACUCUGAACCCUGAAGAUGACCGAAUCACUUCAGACCCGACAGGCAGUCCAAGCAACUUUCGGCAUGGACCGUCAGGUAUUAUACCUCAUUCAGCUCUACCGACAGGAUACUAUCCCAGCUUGGCCGUCCAGGCUUGCAUUCGCAUGCCAAACCGGCCAACCCGUUCGAUUCGUGCAGCUGAAGAGGAGUACCGCUUUCCUCCCAGAGCAACUUUCAUUAAAGAGGGAAUUGCGUGUUCUUCAAGCCCAUGUACAGCGCCUAACUCACGAUACAACACGCCUGUUGAUACGCCUUUUGUUACGCCUUUUGCUACGCCCCCUGAUUCUUCAGCCAACUCAAGGGCACCCUCGCUACGAAACUUCAGGCAUAACGGACGUGUUUGGGCUGAGAUGGAGAUCGACACCGACUGUGAUGAGCGCUCUGUCGACUCUCUCACAACCCAUGUCGGCGGUACACGACCGACUGGCGCGCAAGUCCCUCGUGCACAUGCUCACCCUGGUGGUACGCACAACAUGAGCGACAUCAGGACGGGUAUCCCGUUUUGGAACCACGUCAACGCCAAGAAAAUAGCCAAGGAAACCCGUGAUUGGGAGAAGAGAGCCGGCGAUGCCCAGCUCCCUUCCCGCUCAUAUUCUAUCGAUUCAGAGACCACGAAGGCGUCACCGCGGAAGCUUCGUGCGCUGAUUAGAAUGCUAGAGAAGAUCUUCUGGAGGCUGAAGAUAAAAAGUGUCUCGCAGACUUCUCCCCCACCGACAGACUGGUCAUAACAUAUACAAUGACGAGGAUGAGAAGAACUUAUCCGCGCAAUCUGAGUUUGAGCAAGGAGUUUGGGUAGAACGGGCGUUCUUUCGUUAAAGUCGUUCGUUUAAGCGGGAGUCACAGGAAACACAUAUACGGAGCGGCGUUAUAUUUUUCAUAUACAUUCGCUUUCAGGCAACCGAGCAUAUACAUUCAUUGAAGACA